Messenger RNA from Prunus armeniaca (apricot), 1191 nucleotides. The record is from the annotation of a GenBank genome assembly. Lineage: Eukaryota; Viridiplantae; Streptophyta; Magnoliopsida; Rosales; Rosaceae.
AUGGCAGAUAAGAUGUACAUAGAUGGAGCUGGUCAGUCUAGUGUGAAUUCGGAAAAAUUCUACGAGAGAGACAAGUUGGUCAAGGAGCGCGGGCGAGCUAUCAUGGACACAAUCCCUUCCAGUUCGUACUCAUGUGUAGAGGUGCAGGAUAUUAAAUUCAUGUGCAAGAGGAAGGGUGGAAGCUUGUAUAAAAAUCUACCCUACAAUGAGUGGUGUCACACAGUUCAGAUUGAACCUGAUGUGAUCUCAAUGUCAUUGGUUCCUAUUACAUCGUUACUGAGUGGGAUUCAUGGGAGCGGAUUUUUAAGUCAUGCCAUUAAUCUCUAUCUUCGUUAUAAGCCGCCAAUUGAAGAACUGCAUCAAUUUUUGGAGUUUCAACUUCCAAGGCAAUGGGCGCCGGUGUUUGGUGAGCUUGCGCUUGGUCCUCAGAGGAAGCAGCAAAGUAGUGCAUCUUUACAGUUCAGCUUCAUGGGUCCUAAGCUUUAUGUUAAUACAACUCCGGUUGAUGUGGGUAAGAAGCCAGUGACUGGUCUCCGAUUGUAUUUGGAGGGAAAAAGAAGUAACUGCUUAGCAAUCCACUUGCAGCAUCUUUCUACGCUGCCAAAGACCUUCCUACUCCAGGAUGAAGUGAAUGGCAAUAUUUCUCAUCCUUCAUCUGACCGGAGAUAUUACGAAAAGGUUCAAUGGAAGAGCUUCUCUCAUGUAUGUACAGCUCCUGUGGAGGCUAACGAUGAUUUCUCUGUUGUCACUGGUGCUCACUUUGAAGUUGGAGACUCUGGCCUGAAGAAAGUUUUAUUUUUACGGCUUCUUUUUUCUAAAGUUAGUGGUGCAACUAAUGUUAGACAAGCUGAGUGGGAUGGUUCCCCUGGCUUGGCACAGAAAUCUGGAUUAAUUUCGACCCUUAUCAGCACGCGUUUCUCGAGUGCUCAGAAACCACCUCCUCGGCCUUCUGAUGUGAACAUAAACUCCGCUGUGUAUCCCGGGGGCCCUCCAGUGCCCACACAGACACCUAAACUUUUGAGGUUUGUUGACACAACAGAAAUGACUAGAGGACCACAGGAUUCACCUGGGUAUUGGGUUGUGUCGGGGGCAAGGCUUAUGGCUGAGAAGGGUAAAAUAUCUCUACGAGUCAAGUAUUCUCUCUUGACCAUGAUUUUACCUGAUGAGGAAGAGAUGCCAGAUAAUUAUUGA